AUGAAUUUGGGUCAUUGUCAAUUCAACCUAUUCGAUCUAAUUGCCGGAAUAAGAAAUGCAACUAGUUUAUGGCUAACAUGAUUUUAUAAGCUUUAUAGAAAGAUAAUAAUAAAUUUUCUAUUAGAAUUUCCCGAUAAAUUGAGCUCGUUUUCCUAUAUAUGAAUCUGGGUAAAGAAUGGGAAAUAUUACUCCGUAAUUACUUAAAUUAUAUUUUGAUAAGCGUAGAAGAUGGCGCAAAACAACCAGAAGGAUAAUGAGGGGAGUGAAGGUUCGAUGAGAGAGGUAGGUCGGGCUAGUUGGUCUAGAGAAACUUUACACAUAUUCUGUGAUUUGUGUAUUCAAUUUGCCGAAAGGAGUAAGGGAAAAAGGGGUGCUACAGUCUCACAAAGGAUGCCAUGGAAGGUGAUCGAAGUAGAGUUCACUAAAAGAACGAGGUUGACAUAUGACAAGAACAAACUGAAAAACAAAUGGGAUUGGAUGAGAAAUCGAUGGAGUCUUUGGAGAGCACUUAAAGGAAAAGAAACCGGAUUAGGUUGGGAUCAUGAGAAGGGAACAAUAAGUCCUAGUGACGAAUGGUGGAAGAACAAAAUUGAGGAAAAUAUGCAUUUUAAAGCUUUUCAAUUUGAAGGUAUUGAGCCUGAACUUGAAUACAAGAUGGAACAACUAUUUGGAGUUUCAGUUGCUCAAGGGGGGCUUAAGUAUACUCCUGUUCAACGCUCAAAUCAAGCACCCCCUUCUGUUUUUUAUAUCCCUCUUCCACCCCUUGGUGCUGGUAAUCUUAAUCAUGGUGGAAAUUCUAGUAAUAUACCACCUGAGUAUGAUGAUCAAAUGAGUGAGAAUGGUGGUAUUAUUCAUACCCAAACUAACAUGGAUUGGCAGGAUACUUUUCAUGAUUCUACUCCAAAUCCUUCCCCAUCUCCUUCUCCUCCUCCACAAUCAACCGAACUCGGAGCUAGAGGAAGUAAAAGAAGUUCUGAAAAUGAUAUUGCAGAGAGCUCGAAACGUUGUAGGAUAGAAUCUGGUAGUAGGAAAGGAGGGGCUGCACUGUUGAUGGAAAAGCUAGAUACAAUGGUGAAAGUUGUUACUGAGAGGAACAUCAAGGAUAUGGAAUUGAUGAGCCUUGAAGCACAUACACUCAAUGACUCAUCUAAUACACUUGCUGAUUCGUUGGCAAAGUUGGUGUCCAUGAAAGACUUAACUCCCGGUAGCCUGAAUUUUGUUUUGCUUGCACCAUGAUUGAAUAUCCCCAAAAGAGGAUACUUCUCAAUGGAAUGCCAGAUGACAACACAAGGCUUCAAUGGAUCAAAUACUUGUUUGAGAAGAGUGGGUGACCAAUGAACUAACUUUAGUUUAGUAUUAAUACUAUCUAGGUUUAUUAUCGGAUCUAAUAUGUACGGGUAGUAUCUAGAUUACAACUCUUAGUUAGUAUUAUCUUUUGGAUGAAACUUUUAAUUGGUUUUACUAUUGUGAUGUAAGGCAUCACUAUGCAUGUUGUUUCAGGUUU
Spinacia oleracea (spinach) is the source of this 1504-nucleotide messenger RNA. RefSeq lists its product as uncharacterized. The transcript is spliced from 2 exons. NCBI's taxonomy places the organism in Eukaryota, Viridiplantae, Streptophyta, Magnoliopsida, Caryophyllales, Amaranthaceae. Bases 229 to 1236 code for a protein of 335 amino acids. The record is from RefSeq and is a predicted model, not a curated record.